Messenger RNA from Pistacia vera, 2143 nucleotides. Its product is annotated as protein POLLEN DEFECTIVE IN GUIDANCE 1-like. The record is from RefSeq and is a predicted model, not a curated record. Gene Ontology annotation, cellular component: endoplasmic reticulum membrane. Gene Ontology annotation, biological process: maintenance of protein localization in endoplasmic reticulum. Lineage: Eukaryota; Viridiplantae; Streptophyta; Magnoliopsida; Sapindales; Anacardiaceae.
UACAUAACCAAAACAAACUAACCAUAUGUAACAAUAAGUUCAAUUCUCCAAAAUUCCAAAUUAAAAACAUUCCAUCACUUUCUUCUUCCUUCUUUCUUUCCUUCCCUAGGAAUUCAAUGGGGUUGAGAUCUUCUGAUAGAAAACUCUCUUUCGAUAUUCUCAGCAACAUCAAUAAUAACUCCCCCUUUGAUAAUAAUAAAGAAGAUGAUUCGCUUCCCCUCUUUCGCUCCACCCCCGAUCCCUCACACAACCAGACCAAAUCCGAUUCCGAAAUCUCGCCUUCUCCGAAAAGCCGGAGGAAGAAAAGGCACAAGAAGAAGAAACCGGCGUCCCCCGGUUUCGCUGCGAUCCCGGAACAUCCGGUGUUGGAUUCGGAUGAGAGAAUUGGAAGUGGGAUUGUUUUUGAGAGCAGAAGCGAUUUGAAUUGCCAGAUUAGUUACGGCGGGAGUGUGUGUACAGUGGUGGCGGCGAGUAGUGACAGUGGGAAUAGUUUGAGGCAGAGGAAUGUGAAUGGUAGUGAUGACUUGGUGGUGGAGGAGAGUCCAUCGGAGAAGCAACAGUGGCGGAGUGAGGCGUUGCCUAAUGGGAGUAGUAGUGGUGGUAGUGGAAGUGGUGUUCUCACGAAGUUGGAGACGGUGGAGUCGCUGGAUUGGAAGCGACUCAUGGCGGAUGAUCUUCAAUGUACCUAUCCGAUAGAGCAGUCACCAUGGAAGUACUUUAUGGAUGCAAUGUAUAGUGGAAAUUCAUUGCGGAGCACAACAACAAUUGGUGAUGAGAAAGAACGGCAGAGAGUAUAUGAUACCAUUUUCCGCUUGCCAUGGAGAUGUGAGCUGAUUAUUGAUGUUGGCUUCUUUGUCUGCUUGGAUUCAUUUCUGUCGUUGUUAACCAUCAUGCCAACAAGGAUUCUGAUGACUCUUUACAGGCUUCUAUGUAAAAGGCAGUUUAGUAGUCCUUACGCUGUGCUCUGUGAUUUCUCUUGCUUUGCUGUGCUGGCUUUUGGGUCCCCUUUGGAGCGAACAGAUAUCAGUUUAAUUUAUCACAUGAUUCGGGGCCAAGGAACAAUCAAACUCUAUGUGGUGUACAAUGUCUUGGAGAUAUUUGACAGACUGUGCCAAAAUUUUGGCAGCGAUGUAUUGGAAACACUAUUUUACUCAGCAGAAACACUCGUGGAUAGUUCAGAAGAAAACAGGCGCUCCUGUAUUUGGAAAUUCAUUUAUGACCUAGCAUUAGCUACGGCUUCUUCAAUCUUUCAUUCUUUCAUUUUAUUAGCUCAGGCAAUUACUUUAUCAACUUGUAUUGUUGCUCACAAUAAUGCUUUGCUGGCGUUACUGGUAUCCAAUAAUUUUUCUGAGAUAAAAAGCAAUGUGUUCAAACGCUUUAGCAAGGAAAACAUUCAAAUUCUCGUGUAUGCUGAUUCAAUUGAGAGAUUUCACAUUUCAGCGUUUCUCUUAUUUGUUUUGGCUCAAAAUAUCCUGGAGGCUGAGGGUCCUUGGUUUAAAAGUUUUAUUUUUAAUGCUCUUAUGGUUUACAUAUGUGAAAUGUUAAUAGAUAUUAUAAAGCAUUCAUUCCUUGCUAAAUUCAAUGGCAUAAAGCCCAUUGCAUACUCUGAGUACCUAGAAGACCUCUGCAAACAGACUUUGAAUAUAAAAACCGAGCAUGGGAAGAAAAUCCUCACUUUUGUUCCUCUGGCACCAGCUUGUGUGGUCAUCCGAGUGUUGACUCCAGUUUUCGCUGCACGCCUGCCUUGCAAUCCUCUUCCAUUGAGGCUCUUCUGGAUUUUUUUCUUAUCUGCCAUAACCUAUGUCAUGCUAACAAGUCUUAAAGUGAUGAUCGGCAUGGGUCUACAGAAACAUGCGACAUGGUACGUUGAAAGGUGUCGUAAGAGAAAACACCAUCUUCACUAUGAUUAAUUCAAAACAAGCCCCAUACAAAUAUAGGAUGCUGCAUGUUCGGCUACCACAAUCUUCCUUCUGCCGAUACUGUUUAUGAGUUGUAGAGAAACCUUCUGGAUUUACAUGUUAGAUGAUCGCGAGGCGGCGGUUUUUACACAGCUAGAGCGGCCCUUUGUACAGUUUGAGAUAAUUAUUUUUGAUGGCAUUUGCUUCCGAUUUUGAUAUAGAGAAACAUUUCUUUAUAAUGGGAA